AUGAGCUCACGUCUCGCAGUGAAACAAUCACGCUUGAAAGACCUUCAAGCAAAGAAUUACCAAGGAUCCCAUGAUGAGUGGGUUAAAACAGUCUCUCUCGUUCUGGGACAAUCUUCUGCUCCUCCUGAUGAACCAGAUUGGGCCACUGGUAUCGAAGCUUCGGCCAGUAUAUCGGGUUCCGAUGAAGACAAGGAAAUUGUGAUCACGAUACGCAAGCGAGUGCAGACUAUCACACAACGCCUUGGUGCCUUUACCCUCAAGCAAGACGAUGAACAAGCUGUCGAGCUUUUUGAAUGGACAGGAAUCACUGCGGCUAGAGCUCAUAUGCUAGAGCAACAAGUAUCCAGCCUGACUGGCCGUUAUCGCCUUGCCGAAGAUACCAUACAUAGGUUGAAUGAACAGCUUGAAGAGCUCAUGCAUGCAAAAACUGAGCAUGAGAAUCAACUGGUGGCCAAUUUUGUGCAGGUCUUGAACGAGAAAAAGCUUAAAAUCCGAAACCAGCAACGUCUUCUGGCAUCGGCUACUGUGGAUGCCACCAAAGGCAGGUGCAUUGCCGAAGACUCACAUGCAAGUGCCGAGAAAUCCCAUUCAGCAAAGAGAAGUGCUCGCAAGAUGAGCGACACAGAUAACUCUGAUGGUUUCGAAAAAAUGGAUAUUGAUAAAAUAAAAUCUGAUCGAAAUGCCCCGAAUAACAAAGCCACCGAUGACGAAGAGCAUUCGACCUCUCAUCCUUUGGACGACGAACAAAACAAUAGCACGACGGACGCCGAUUCGUCUCAGGAUGAACCUGCCCAGCUGAAGCGAGUCUCACCAGCGAGAGACACCGCGCCACCUCGAAGAGAUUUGCCAUUUGCUUCAAGGACCAGCGGACCUAUGAAGACUGCUCUAACCCAACCUCAGCCCAGCGAAGAUGGCGAAGAAACGGCGGGAGAGACAGACGAUGAUGAGCUCUAA
Molecule: messenger RNA, 954 nt
Organism: Penicillium egyptiacum
Lineage: Eukaryota; Fungi; Ascomycota; Eurotiomycetes; Eurotiales; Aspergillaceae
Source: the annotation of a GenBank genome assembly